This is a messenger RNA of Rodentolepis nana, 1143 nucleotides long. Lineage: Eukaryota; Metazoa; Platyhelminthes; Cestoda; Cyclophyllidea; Hymenolepididae. The record is from the annotation of a GenBank genome assembly.
AUGAUGUUGUAUUGCUGUGAGCCACUCAUUACAGCCACACAGGUGACUCUCAAACCCCUCGAGAAGGUACACAACCAAGCAUUACGACUAAUUACUGGAGGGAUAAAAUCAACACCCAUUGAUGCUAUGCUCAUAGUUACAAAAAGCACCACAAUAUUUUCCCUUAUCAAAGAAAUGGCCUUGAUCCUGUAUGAGAAGCUACUGCGCAUUCCCAUGGACAAGUUCUUCAGCACCUAUGAGAAUAGACCAAGACAUCUGAAAACGCAAUCUGGUCUAAUACAGAAAGCCAUAGAACUGAAGAAAGCAUUACAAAUCGAUGACAAACCAAAAAGCCUCUCUCUCCCCAUGAACCCUUUAGCAGACAUUGAUGUAGUGUGUUGCACCCAACUGCUCGAUUUCUUCAGGAAAUCAAACACCCCUCCAGAGCAAAUGCGCCCACUGGCCCUUGAGACAAUCAAUUUCGACUAUCCUGCAGAUCAAUGGCUCCAAGUCUUCACUGAUGGGUCACACAUAGAAAGCCAAGCAAACGUUGGUGCAGGUGUCUAUUCUGAACUCUUCUCUUUCUAUGCAGCAGUGGGAGAUAAUAGAUCCGCUUUUGAAGGAGAAAUUGAAGCUAUUAGGAUAGCCCUAUGCCAAUUAUGUGGCCUGGAUACGAAAUUCACCAAAGCGGUGAUACAUUCGGACUUACAGUCAGCAAUAGACUCUAUUGGAAACAGAGAGACACCCAAAACAGCUGAGACAAAGGAGUGUAGAAAAUUCUAUGAGCUGCUGAGAGAGAAAAACAAAACAGUGGUCCUACAAAGGAUUCCUGGUCAUUGUGGCAUUAAAGGCAAUGAGCUUGCUGACACACUUGCUAAGAAGGGGACAACGAUUUUGCAAUGCAUGGACCGGCCCAUGUCUUUUCACACAAUGAAGGUCUUAAUCAAGAGAGAAUUCCAUACCUCAAGGAGCAACGAAAUUAAAGCUCGAACAAAGGAGAAACAGUGGACAGUGCCAAUCACCGACAUACCCGACUGGCCAAGAAUCGAAGCCGUUGCUGAGUUUAGACUAUGUACCGGACACGAUUGCUUGGCAAAACACCUUCCCAACAACCCACAUGCCCUCCAUGUAACCUACAGGAGGAAAUGGAGAAGACCCACCUGA